Drosophila rhopaloa is the source of this 1013-nucleotide messenger RNA. Its product is annotated as replication protein A 70 kDa DNA-binding subunit-like. Lineage: Eukaryota; Metazoa; Arthropoda; Insecta; Diptera; Drosophilidae. The transcript has 3 exons. The coding region runs from base 144 to 854 and encodes 236 amino acids. The record is from RefSeq and is a predicted model, not a curated record.
CAAACCUCGAACCGAAGCGCAUUUAAAACAUUUUUCAUAUGGUUUGCUAGCCGUUGCACUAAGUACAACAAGUAACUGCACUCAACAAAUUUUUUAUUUUCAUCAAUACGAAAAAUUGAGUUUUGGGCGUAACUCGCCUAAAAAUGAAUCAAACUACAAUUACUCCUAUUUCCGGUUUGUCAUCAACGCAGCUCGAUAAUCCAACCAUAAGAGCUUGUGUUGGGUGGAAGUCUAAUAUAACACCCUGGCGUACUGGCGAUAAAGUUGGAACAAUCUUCCUCAUGAACUUGUUAGAUGAAUCUGGUGAAAUUACUGGCGUUGUGUUUGAUGAUCUAUGCAAUACGUUCUACGGCCAGAUUCGAGAAGGCAGCGUUUGCCUUUUUACCAAUUUUGAUGUGACGCUGGCGAACGAAAGGUAUAAAUUGUUGAAAAACCCCAUUCAGAUUUCGUUCAUUGAGGAGACCGUUGUACAACUGGAGGAGGAGCUUUGCAAUACGCCCUUCCCAAAAUAUAACUUCCUACCACUCUCCGAGGUUUAUAAAACACCUGAUGGGGAGCCAGUCGAUGCAAUUGGCAUCUGCAUCGAGGUGGCUGACGUUGAAGAACGAGGUGGUCAUAUAAUUCGAGAAAUUUGGCUUUUGGACGCUGACGAAGAGGGAGUCAUGUUAAACCUGUGGGAAAAUGAGGCCACAAGCUUUAGUGGUGAACCUGGGGAUGUGAUCGUGGUCAAAGGAGCACGAGUCAAGGAGCAUGACAAUCAAAAAAAACUGAACGCCGAUUGGUAUACUAUGGUGCAGAUUAAUCCUGAAACUCCAGACGCCAUUUCAAUGCUGGAAUGGUACGAAAAUAUGUAAUAUUUGAUAUGAAAUUCUUCAAUAUAAUAAUAUACAUAAUAGACAAUGUUUCUUAAAUAGUUGCUUGUAAAAUAUAUUAAUAUUACAUUUUGAGCCCGGUACCCUGUGCCUGUUUUAUAAUUUUCAUUUGAUUAAAUAAAAUUUAAUUGGAUCACUGAA